This is a messenger RNA of Cotesia congregata, 861 nucleotides long. NCBI's taxonomy places the organism in Eukaryota, Metazoa, Arthropoda, Insecta, Hymenoptera, Braconidae. The record is from the annotation of a GenBank genome assembly.
AUGCUGAGUACACGAGCAAAUAAUAUCCCAUUUUAUGGGAAGGUUUCAACCUUACGUAAGUUUUUGCACGACAUUGGGUUUGAACAUAAAAAAAGGAAUAACAACCGGUAUUUAGUGGAACAACCACACAUCAUUGCGGCCCGGAUUGAAUAUCUUGGAAAAUAUAAAAAUUAUUUAGAACAAAACAGACGAUUUAUUUUUCAAGAUGAAUCCUGGACUUUCCGCAAUGGUACCGGGAAGACUCAUGAGUGGCAGGAUUCUAGCACUCGAAGCGUUUCGGUAAAGAAAGCUUCAACUGGGCCACGGUAUAUUGUUUGUCAUGCAGGAGGAAGAGAUGGUUUUGUUAAUGGCGCUUCUCUGAUUGUAAACACCCAAAAAAAACCUAAACAAUAUGACGACUAUCAUGGUGAUAUGAAUGCGGAGAUGUUUAAAAAAUGGUUGACCGAAAAAUUGUUGCCAAAUAUAGAAGAACCAUCGGUAAUUGUUAUGGACAAUGCCUCUUACCAUUCCACGCAGUCGGAAAAACAACCGGUAUCUUCUUGGAAAAAGGAUGAGUUGAUUGAAUGGUUAAUUGAAAAUAAAAUUCCGCAUGACCCAAGAUCUCGCAGAGAUGAUCUUCUUAAGUUAUGUCAGAAUUACAAAAAACCAACCAGCCAUGAAAUAGAUUCGUUGAUCCAGGAAAGCGGACAUGAGAUUUUAAGAUUGCCGCCGUAUUGUUAUGUUUACAACCCUAUAGAAUUGGUUUGGGGUCAGUGUAAGCGCUACUAUGAUGCCCAUAUGGCACCAGAAUGUGACUAUUCCGAGGAGAAAGCGAUGGAAGUUUGGUCUGAAGCUUUAUCCCAAGUUACCCCAGAACGUUAG